AUUUGCUGAAAUUCGCUGUAGUUCUUCCUAUUUUAUCGUGAUUCUUUAUAUUUGAGCGCUUUUUGUGGAAUUUACAAAGGCUUUGACGCUCAAUUCUAAUGCUAAACCGGAUGACAUUUCGCCCCAUAUUCCCGAUUAAGAGAGAGUCUACUGUAACUUCUCAUUUUAUCAGACUUGCUACCCUCCUGAUUUAAAAUCUCAGUUUGAAAUCGCUUUCCUGUAAAAUUGACUUAUUCGUUUCAUAUUUUGUGCUGUCGAAUUUAUGGUGACAUAUUUUUAGCAAAAUUUAUAGAUUUAGAAUACUAUUGAAUGGAGCCAUCGAAAUAUUUCUAAUCUAAUUUAAAAUUGAAUGAAAUGUUUCAUUGAAUCUACGAAAUAUGCCUGAAACCCAAAGGUUUCAUGAAACAUAUUUUAGCGGGAUUUAGUGGAUUUCAUUGAGAAUCACUCUGCUGUGGCACUACUACGAGGAGUGCCGUUCUAGUGGCAAAAUAACUUGGGUGUCACAAGUAGUUGGAACGUUGUGUGAGUUUGUAGUGUUAUGCUCUUGGCUCUUUUCUUAGCAUGUCAAGAGCAAUAUUGUUAAGAAAUAUUCCAGAAAUUAGAAAACAGUGCAUUUAGAACCAUAAGUGAUUCCCUAGAUUUCACACAAUGUUGGGCUAAAUGGAGUGAAAAGUCUGUGAAAUCCUCCCUUUUGAAGUGAUAAACACGAGUUUUGUCGUGCAAUUUUGAGGCUUUUGGAAGGAAAGAAAACAGAGUGUUUGUUUGAGGAGAAAAUGCCAGAUUCAGAGAGGGACACAGUGACCAAGGAGUGGCUCCAGGCAGAGCUGAGGUCAGCCACGAGAGAUCUCAUAAUAUUGGAUUGUCGCAGCACGAAUUUAUAUGCAGAAUGUCACAUUCGUUCGGCUGUAAACUUUUCCAUACCCAGCAUAAUGCUGAGGCGCCUGGCAGCUGGGAAGAUUGACAUUACGUCCACGAUCAAGUGUCGUAUUCUAAAGCAGAGGAUCAUUAAUGGGUACAAGGAGGGUAUCUUUGUCCUGUAUCACGACGCGGAUGCAACAAAUGACACAAUUAAUGUGUUGCAUCGUCGACUCAAACAAGAUGGCUGCCAUGUUGUAUGUCUCGAAGAAUCCUUUGGGAGCUUUAGAUCUUCAUUUCCAGAAUGGUGCGAGGAGUCGUCAGACAGCAAUGUUGAUGCCAAAAUGACUCAUGGUGGACAAACACCAGCUGAACAACUCAUGGGAUUGAGAUCCCUGCGGAUUUCUACGCCACAAUCAGACUCUGCUUGCAGUAGUUCUGCCGAGUCGUCGGACUGUGAAAGUUCAACGCAUUCGCACAGUAUCACCUCAAAUGGGGCUCCAGUGGAAAUUCUUCCGGGACUCUUUCUCGGUAAUGCAUCGCACAGUGAAGAUUCCAGGGCACUACAGAAAUAUAAUAUUCAGUAUGUGUUGAAUGUGACACCGGAUCUGCCAAAUGUGUUUGAAGGUUCUGGUGGUAUUCAGUACCUUCAGAUUCCCAUCACUGACCACUGGAGUCAGGAUGUAGCCGUGUACUUUCCCACGGCUAUUCAGUUCAUCGAGGAGGCACGCACGAAGGGAGCUGCUGUACUUGUCCACUGCCUGGCUGGUGUCUCACGCUCCGUUACUGUGACACUGGCAUAUCUCAUGCACGCACGUUCACUCUGCCUCAAUGACGCCUUCUCACUGGUGCGAUCCCGCAAACCCGACGUCUCACCCAAUUUUCACUUUAUGGAGCAGCUGCACUCCUUUGAGCGUCAGCUCAAAUCAACGCCAACGGGACGUCCGGGAAGUGCUGUGGGCGAUGCACCGCAGCAGCCACUUCUGGCCAGGACGACACGUGCCACCAAGUACUCGUGUGCGUGCAUUGAGGUGGAGUGCAAGUGCAUGCAGACGGAUUUUUUAGCCACAACAACUGGAGUGAGUCCAGAUUCGGGCAUUGAGUUCGAUCGCUGGACACCGGGAGACACAGAGACGCCCAAAUGAGGCCGGCUCGUGGGGAAGAGUUUCGUGUUGCCCAGUGUUGAGGACACAGAUGAGACCAAUACCAAUGUCUCUGACGAUUGAAAUCAAUGCAAAUGACUGUCAAUCCGAAUAAUCUGUGGAUUCACCAUUCUCCCCAAGUUUUAUUUUAUUUUAUUUUUUUUUAUUUUGGGGGAGUCAAGAAAAAAAAGCCAGUAUGGGCAAGUGCACGAAAUUCUUUGCCUGCGUGAAAAUCGUAGUUUGAAAAAAGGGAAAAAAAGAGAAGGAAAGAAAAUGAAAAAAGGAAAAAAAACCUACCUACCUUACAAUUCUAAAAUAAGCAAGAGGGGAAUUUUCUCAUUCAAUACAUUUUCUUUUUUUUUUCUUUGGUCGACCGAAGAACUUGUGAGCAAUAUGCACAAAUCCCUCUGAUAAAUCUGCAAUUGGAAAAUGAAUAAAAUUCCCAGUUGAAUGGUGAAAUGAUUGAAGGUCAAAGGGGGGAAAAUUGCAGAAAUAUAUAAAUUUAUUGAGAAAACGUACUAAAAAAAGCAGGUGUUGUGAUUCAGUAUUGAUCUGAUAAAAAAAAAACGUGUAGAUAUGAAUUUUGGUUUAGGGGAAAAUAAUUCAACAGGUUUGCUGGAAGAAAUCAGUGCAAGAAAAUGAAUUGAAGGAAUUUAUGUUUUUCCUUUUCAGUUUUUAAAUUUUUUUAUCCAGAAAUUAAUCCGCAACUGCCAUUAGAAAUAGAAAUUCUGUUCCAGUGAUAAUUUGUUCAUCGAUGGACAAAAUGAAAGAUCUAGUUAAUUUCUACAUUUUCUUGGAACAUCGCUACUAGUUCGCAAAAAUCACCGCCAGUCGAAAAACAUUCUAUUUCUUUGAAUUUUUGAGAUUUAAUAUUUCAGAAUUUCAAUUAUAGAAUUCGAUUGAGUUUCACAAAGUUAUAGCUAAACACGGGAUACUUCUUUUACAAAGAAAUAUUAAAAAAUUUAAUUUAAACAGAUCAAACUAAUUCCGAGCAAUUUCCCAGGAGACACCAUCCAAGAUACAAUUCAUUGUAAAGCCAGUGAUAAGCCUAGAUUAGCUUAUAGAGGUGCGAUUCCUUCAUUGAAAAUUUGGAUUGUGGCAAACCCGAACGAUAUUUAUACAUAAAUAAUGCAAAUUUCGUUUAAAUUGUAUGUAACUUAUUAUCGUUAUUAAUGAGGAAAAUUGGAUGAGAAAUGCAUAAAAGUGUCUAAAAAUCUUUAAAGUCGAUUAUCUAGGAAACUAUGAGAGAGAGAGGCCUCAAAUUUUACGUCCUUUCUUACGCUCCACGAAAAUCCGUGAAAAAAUUCGCGACCCGCGAAAAUCCGUGAAAAUAGGGUGAAUAAUGGAAAGCGAGACACUUAAGAAAAAGUUCAAUUUCAAAUGCAUUUUUAAGCCGAAUAAAUAUAUAAUUUUUUCAUUUUCUUUGCAUCAUGAGAUUGUUUGUGAAAUAUUCUAACAGAAUCUUAACAGUUUGUAAUAGAUAUUUCAACCAAUUAAUUGGAAUAUUCUAUCAAAUUAAAAAACAACACAUUUUGAAAAGAUGGACAAAAUUUUUGGAAAGCUGGACAUAUUGAUAUUAAUGACAAAAUAUCAUACGAAAUAUGUAGAAAAUAAAAUUUUGAGGGUUUUCUGUGUAUACUUGCAAAUUGGAUGGUAAUGCUAAUUCCUCCUUUAUGUCCGGUUAACAGUUCAGGAGCCCUAAUUGACAAGAACUUCCUGGACGUCAAACCAAAAAGAGGUUCUGUAAAUUUCACAGACGCCUCGCGCUGUCCAGCAGUUACAGCUUUAAAGCAGAUGAAACUUUUUAGCAGAUUUGGAUACUCAAUCCACCCAGGUCCUUUACCACUUCCUUUGGGAGUUCUGUAGAGGCUCCUCUUUGUCGUUCUCCAGAUGUUUUUUGCGAUAUUUACUAUCCAUUCUGUCAGAAAAAGUGGUCUUCGGAAUCUGGAAAUCUUUGCAGCCUUUCUGCAUGAGAUUUUCUCCUUAUCAGCUACUAACUGCGGUUGCAACUAUUUCUCUGGGUACCUAAGGAUCUUUGUCGUCUUUGUGAACAUGAUUUCACUGCACAAAACCACCAAAUUCAUUCACAAAAUCAACGUGUCCAAGAUUUCAUCAAACUUGUUUUGAAUGCUUGAAUCUCUUUUUUAACUGUAAUAUUUCACAAAUAUUUUUUAUUCACCUUUUAAAUGGAUGUAUGUCCUUCGAUUUUCACUACGGACUUAACAAUAUUUCACAAAUUAUGCUGAAAAAUCAAACAAAAUACUUUGAUAUUUUCCUAGCAACUCCGAUGAGAAACAGAAAAAAUGACAACUACUGUGUCAAGCUAGGUUAUGGAUAUCACGCAUGCAAUACAUUUUUAAAAUUCUUCUUGCAAGUCACCCUUUGAUUGUUUUAUAACGAUUUUUGCAUUUUUAACUUCUAAAAUAAUCAUAAAAUUAAAUUUAAUAAUCUUUUUAUCGAAAAUUUAAAUAUUUAUAUGAUUUAUUAUCAAGUUUUUAAGGAGGUGUCUCACAUCCCACACUGCUUUGUCCAACUUUCCAAACUGUCUCGCUUUAGGCAAAUGGCCCUAUACGCGCCCCGCGAAAAUCCGCGAGAAAAUACGCGCCCCAUGAAAAUCCGCGAAGAAAUUCGCGUCUCGCGGAGAUCCGCGAAAAAACGCGGAUCGCGAAUGGUAUAUGUCACAUUACAAAUCUUCGAAUACAGACUCACUAUGUAGAGAGAGAAAGAGAGAAAGUCAAAUCAUUGCUCUAUCUGCCGAUUUUACUCGUAGGUUUUUUGAAUUGUAACGGUAUAUUCUAGUACAUUUAGAGAAAUUCUGUAGAUUUUCGGCAGAAUUUCUACGUAGAAAAUCUGUAGAUUUUCGGCAGAAAUUCUACGGAAAAUCUGCAUAGUCUCCAUUGUCUCAACAAAAAUAUUGUUGAUUUAUCAAGACACUGCUGUAGAAGUUACAAAGAAAAUGGUAUGCUCUGCUUAACAAGUAUUACCGAUCAAACAUUUUAGAUAAAAAAGAUGCGAGCAAAAAUACUAAUUUCUUAAAAAUCGCCAAUCGAAUGAUACAAAAACACGAAAUUUAUGUCGACACUGUGUUUAAAGUUUUCACUUCACUAUUCUCUACUUAUAACACGACGUGGCAGAAUUAUUUAUUUUAUAUAAACACUGGAUAUCACCAAGAAUCACUCUAUUGAAUUUUGCAAACUUGAGUGAAAAAUAUUCCAUCUUUUCAGACACAGAUGUCUGGAAAGUCGGAAAUGUAGAAAAAUCUAUAGAAAUUCGUCAGAGUAUGUACCAGGAUUCGUCAGAAAAUCUGCAAAAAUUUCUGACGAAUUUUGUCCCAAGCCCAAAUAAAAUUCGUAGGAAUAUCUACCGAUUUAUCGGCAGAUUUUUAGCAGAAGUGUAGAUAUUUUCUGCAGAAAUCUUAAAGAUAUCUGACGAAAUUAUUUGACGGGGAGAGAGAGUGAUAUAAUAUGGAAAAGCUUGUUCGACGCCACUUCUCCCGCUUUUUUCCCGCCUGACGCUAUGAGCAAAUUUUCUUAAAAUUCAAAUUUUAAAGUGAAAUAUCUCGAGAACUGUUCGACGAAUGUCUUAAUUUUUUUUUAAAUUGGUCUAAAUUUUCUAGGCUACAAUAUAAACAUAAAAUUUUCAAAAUCGCAUGCUUAUAUUUCUAGAUAAACUACAAAACAUGAUUUUUAACCGAUUUAGAACCGGUUUUCCAAAAAACUAAUAACACAGAAAUCGUCGUACGCGGGCAUAUAUAUUUAAAAAAAAAUGAAAAUAUUUCUUUUCAAACCAGAGAUAUUGCGUACUACGGACGGCCUGCUGGAUCCGAAAUUGCCGGCUUAUGAUUUUCGGCAUCAGGGAUGUUCAAAACAUUUACCCUGUGAAUUUUAGCUCGAUCGGAGCACUUUGAGAAAAUUCGAGGAUUACAACAGAUGUGAUUAGAAGGAAUCACACCUAAAAACUUUCUCACGUUGUUCGAACAAAACAAUUUAUCCCUUUUCUUUUAGUUUGAGCGGUUUGAGCAAUCCAACAAAUCAAUAUUUUCACACUUUUUAAAUAUAGUAGACUCUCACUCAAUCGGCUCUUUAUCAAUCGGGCGACAAAUUUUGUUGACAAUUUUCACGUUUAAUUAUAAAACUAAUUUGCUCGAAUUCGCUGCAGUUCUUCCUAUUUUAUCGUGAUUCUUUAUAAUUGAGCGUUUUUUGUGGAAUUUACAAAGGCUUUGACGCUUAAUUCUAUCGCUAAACCGGAUGACAUUUUGCCCCAUAUUCCCGAUUGAGAGAGAGUCUACUGUAGAUUUCUUUUUGCAGAACAGAACUAGUGCCUCUAUAUUUUUAAAUGAAGGAUACACCUUUUCGGAGUGAAUAAGAGUGACAGUUAUAAAGACCAACAUGAGUUGUGCCCCUGUUUCACAAAAAUUGGAGAAAUAAAUAUUUUUUAAUAUUUAAAAAUUAAUUAAAUUUUCUAAGUAACAUCUAGCCCAACAAAAAUCUUGUAGUUUUCCUAAGAAAGUCCAGUAAUUUGACGAAAGUGUGCUUUGAAUUUUCGAUCAGAGCCUUUGUGGAUUUGCAGACAUUAAUGUCUUUAUUAUUAUUUCCCAAUAUUUAAACAUAGAAUUUAUUGCACUGAUUUCAACGGCAAAUAUUUUGCAUAGAGCAUUGUUCACAUGUUAAUAAAUAUUAAACACUAUAUCAAGUAUUUUAUUUCAAUUGCGUUAAUUGAUUGGUGGAAGCUUUGAAUGCUUUACUGUGUUAUCACACUUGCACAUUAAAAUUUUAAUAUGAUUCACAUUAAUUGUCGCUGGUGAGAGUCCAAAUGUGUAAUUUUUGUGUUUGAAUCAUUUUAUAUUCAAAAUUUGAUCUAUUUGUUGAUAAAAAGGUAGACUUGGCCCGCAAAAUUUGAUAUAAAUUGAUUUACAGCAUUAAUGCGAAAAAUUAAUGCGAUUUUCUCUUUAAUUUUUUAAUGUGAAAAAUAUUUAUGCUUUAGGUAAAUUUAAACUUAUUUUAGCAGGCCAAGUCCACUUCUUUAUCAAUAAAUAGAAAAACCCCAAAUAUUAAGUGACUCAAAGACACAAAUAACAUAUUUGGACGCUCACAAACGACAAUUAAUGUGAAUCACAUUAAAAUUUUAAUGUGCAAGUGUGAUAACGUCGGACACUCCAGCCAAUGAGAGAUCACGAUCGAACUAAAAUAUUUUAUAGGAUUAAAUAUUUAACUACGUGUGAAUGAUGUCCAAGACAAAAAAGGUAAUUUUGAAUUUUGAUUCAUCCGAGACAAUUCCUCCUUGUUGAAAAGAUCAUUAAGAUAAAAAGAUGCAUUUUUAGAGCAUCAUGUCUUGAACAUAUUAUUUUUUGGCAGCUUAAGAAAAAACAAGAAAAUGUUGUGUAGUAAUUUGUUGAUUAAUCAUGUAAUCAGAAUAAAAUCGACACACUAAUAUUUAAAAAACAAAAAAAAAUAUUUAUGAAAUAUUUGCUGAACAUUUCAGCGGAUUUCUUUCUAAACCAGAUAUAAAUAUCUAUAUUGAAAUUUUAAUUAGAAAGAAUAAAAAUAUUCAUGUAUAAAAAAUUUAUUGAUAUUUGACAAGAGAAAAUGAUUCUUCAUAUAUUUAGAAAAUGUUCUAAUUAAAAAUUAAAAGUGUAAUAAUAACAAGGAAGAAAAAAAAUUAUGCAUACAGAUGCAAUAUUUUCUUUUAUAUUUUCUUUUCAGUAAUUAUUUGUCGUCUGAAGAAAUGUUUAUUUGUUCAAAUGAAUGUGCAAGAAAAUAGAAUAAAAUAUUAGGUAAAAAAAAUUACAAUUUGUCACUUUGUUAUAUGUAAUUAUUGAAGAGAAAAUAAACGUGAGACACGUUGCAGAUUCUAAAAACAAACAGUAAUAAUUGUUAUUUAAUAAUAAAACUCUGAAUUAGAUUUCUUCCUUUAAAAAGAAAAAAACUUAAAAAGCAAAGCUUAGAGAAGCUUUAAUGACACAAAACAAAAUAUAUUACUAUAUUUAAUUUAGAGUCCAAAGAAUGUUCUCACUAAAAUAUUUUUGCUAUUUGCAGAAAUAACUUGAAAUUAAAAAAAAUAUAUAAGAGAUUGCAUUGAAAAUGCAGAAAAUGUGCAUUUUUUUUUUAAAUAAUAAGUAAUGACAGUAAAAAUACGAGAAACUUUUUAUAGUUCAAGAAAAUAGCCAAAGUUAUUUACUCUCUACUUUUAAUUUUACAUUUUGAUUAAUAAAAGAUUAAGAGAGUAAAAAACCUCUAUAAAUAUUUUUUUUUAUUUUCAAAAUAUAUUCAACAAAUUUUUCAUUCCAAUAAAUAUAAAUAGAAAACUGAAUAUUUUUACAUAAAUUGUUUUUUUUUUUGCCCACAGAAUGAAAACAUAUUUGUCAAAAAAAAAGUAUUUUUAAAAUAAAAGAAAAUGGCCAAUAAAAUAAAAUGUAAGCAUUUCUAACAAAAUUAAAAAAAUUAAAGAAAAAUAAAACCCUAAUAAAAAAAAAGUAAUUUGCCUCUGAAACACAUUCCUCAAAACACGUAAGAUUAUUAAAAAGAAAAUAAAUAAACAAAUAAGAGAAUUUUCGCAUAACAUAGUAUUUUUAAUGAAUAAAAGGUUUCCACUUCCAUACAACCUAAUCAUAAUUACAAUACCGGUGAAUUUAGAAGAGAUAACUCUUAAGAUCAAUACUAAAGAAAAAAAAUAACGUAGGAUCAUAGGUAAUUAAAAAAAAAAGAAGGAUUUAAUGAAAGAAAAAGAAAAAUACAUAUAUUUUUCGAUAAACACUAUGAAAAGUCUUCUAGAAUUUGCAAAAAAAAGAAAUAGAAAGAAUUCAUAUAUUUUUUCAUGAAUGAAGAAAAAAAUUAGAUUUUUCAGAGAGAAAAACAUGAAUAAAAUAUAGCCAAAAAAUUUUUCAUCACAAAUAAAUUGUGAAUUUAACAAAAUAGAGCACUGGCAAAUUUACCUCAGCUUGAAAGAAAAAAAAAUAAUAACCAAGAUACUUAUAUUCUAAUGAAAGCAUUUCCAAGAGUUUCUAUUCUAAUAAAAAAAAAAAACAAAGAAAAAAAUGUCGCAGAAUAAAUUCCAUUUGUAAGGAAUUUGGCCAAAUUAUUUGAACCUUCAAAGGGACAAAAGAAAAUUGAAUAAACUCCGUAGAAUUAAAAAAAAAGAAAUCCCAGAAAUAUUUUCUAAAGAAAAAAAGUUAUACAUGUAAAACAUCAACGGAAGCUAAAUGUGAAAAAAUAUACAGAAAAAAAAACAUUAAUCAAUUGUAAAUUUACAAUAUUUUACUUACAGUUAUAUUG
Phlebotomus papatasi is the source of this 9268-nucleotide messenger RNA. RefSeq names its product dual specificity protein phosphatase Mpk3 (gene Mkp3). The record is from RefSeq and is a predicted model, not a curated record. The transcript has 4 exons. Gene Ontology annotation, cellular component: cytoplasm; cytosol. The coding region runs from base 774 to 2000 and encodes 408 amino acids. Gene Ontology annotation, molecular function: MAP kinase tyrosine/serine/threonine phosphatase activity; protein tyrosine/threonine phosphatase activity. Lineage: Eukaryota; Metazoa; Arthropoda; Insecta; Diptera; Psychodidae. Gene Ontology annotation, biological process: protein dephosphorylation; negative regulation of MAPK cascade.